CAGCAAUAUUCUACUCACACGGAUGUUUACCACAAUUUUCCAUAUUUAGUGGCCAUAGAUAAACAUUAGGAGAAAUUAAGAUUUAAAAUCAGUUUUCUAUUUUAUUUAAAAGAAACUUCCAGUACAUUUCUAAUCUAAACAGUAUUUAAACCACGAAAUCCACAGAGUGCUAUCAAAUCCUUUAAUCUGAGAUCAAAUAUUGUGCAACCAUUCAUCAUUUUUCUUAUAUUUUAUACGUAAUUCAUUUUUUUCUUUAUUUAUUUAACGCAGGUAAGUCAGAAGCUUAUCAUAUGCCAUUUAAGAAGACGGCAUUAGCUACUUUUAAAUAUUGAAACAAAAGUGUCGCUAAAAGCGGUUCUUAUCAGUUGCCACUUGUCAAUAUUUCGCUAGGUGAUAAAAGCCAACCGGUAUCGGAACGAUCAUUUCCCUUUACUGCCACGAAAGUGAUAGGUUGUUUAAAAAAAAAGAGCUUGAAGAGAUUUGUAGAACAUGGCUACUUUAAUGCUACUUAGCAUUUUUGCGGUGCUGCUGACAGCAACGAAUUCAGUUUCUAUUACUUGCCCAUAUAUGGAAGAUCUAAAACCAUGCACAUGUGGUAGGAUUGCUUAUGGUUCUCUUGUAAGAUGCGCUGAUUUCAACUCUGCAGACGUUUUGGAGAGAGUUUUGAAAAUAAUCGGUGAUUAUGAAGUUCACACAUUAUUGCUUCAUAAUCUACAUAUUGAAGAAAUGUUACCCAUCAACCUUUUCAAAGGUCUGAAGAUCAAGAAAAUUCAGAUAAGUCAUUCGUUUUUGAAGUUCAACGAGCCAGCCUUUGCCGGUCUUGAUUCCUCCCUCAGUGUCUUAAAUGUUGAAACAGAGUCUAUGAUUAGGAGCAAAGAGACAUUUAAAAUAGCAAAACUCUCAAAAUUGAAUGUCCUAAAUGUGCAGCACAACAACAUCAAUCAAGUUGACGAUAUGUGGCUGAAAGAUAAAGUACCGAAUCUUAAAGAGGUAGUGUUAGAUUAUGAUGAGAUACAUUUGAUUCAAGACCAUGCCUUUGCAAGUAUGCCGUACUUAGAACAAAUAUCAUUAUCUGACAAUCGAAUUAAAGAAGUGAAACGAUCAAUGUUCCCUAAUCCUGCCACGCAUCUUUUUAAGAUAGAUAUAAGUUACAAUGAUUUGUCAAGUUUGCCUAAAGAUUUUUUCCAAAGGAUGCCCAGUUUAAAGGAAGUGAUAUUAUCUGGUAAUCCGCUAAGAUCCUUACCUGAAUUAACAUGGAAUUGUGUAUGGGAUCAACUCACAAAAGUUUAUCUUUUCGAAACUGAAAUGGAAUGUGACGAAGAAAUAUCCUGGAUAAAGAAUAAGAGGAAGCCCGAAGAAUUGAAAGGAUUAUGCAAAGGUCCAAAGAACAUGCAUGGGAGAUCCAUUAAUGAAUUAUACUCAUAGGAAAGAUGGAAAUAUUGAUUCAUCCCCACAUUUUAUUUCUUCAUCGGUAUCAUUAGAGAGGAGUUGAAUAAAUAUCUGUAAAUAGGACUGGAAUAUCAUUUUGUGUUAUUCAUUUCUUUUCAUUUGUGUUAUUCUUCACUUCACUUUUGUCAUUUUGUUGAUGUCAAUGCAUGUUGACAAAUUAUUUUUACUCCUGCCGUUAAGUUUUCAGUGUCUUGAGUGUAGAGUAAGAAGAUUAUUUUAUUGCUAGUUUUUAUUUAUUAUUUUACAAAUAAACAUUUUAUAUACUUAU
Molecule: messenger RNA, 1717 nt
Organism: Parasteatoda tepidariorum (common house spider)
Lineage: Eukaryota; Metazoa; Arthropoda; Arachnida; Araneae; Theridiidae
Cellular component (GO): plasma membrane
Molecular function (GO): protein binding
Source: RefSeq, a predicted model, not a curated record